Molecule: messenger RNA, 1911 nt
Organism: Penicillium argentinense
Lineage: Eukaryota; Fungi; Ascomycota; Eurotiomycetes; Eurotiales; Aspergillaceae
Product: putative glucan 1,4-alpha-glucosidase
Exons: 5
Coding region: 1-1911 (636 amino acids)
Biological process (GO): polysaccharide catabolic process
Cellular component (GO): fungal-type vacuole
Molecular function (GO): glucan 1,4-alpha-glucosidase activity; starch binding
Source: RefSeq, a predicted model, not a curated record
AUGGCUCCUCGUUUUUGGACUGCGCUAUGCGCCUUCACACUCGGCCACGCUGUGCUCGCUGCACCGCAGCUGGCGCCUCGUGCGACAGCUAGCUUGGAUAGCUGGCUGGCCACGGAAACUGCCGUUGCUCGAACGGGCAUUCUCGAUAAUAUCGGGGCUGAUGGCGCCUAUGCGAGGAGCUCGAAAUCGGGGAUUGUCAUUGCCAGUCCCAGCACCGACAGUCCUGAUUACUACUACACGUGGACCCGUGACUCCGCGUUAGUCAUGAAGACCCUCGUCGAUCUCUUCAAGAACGGCGACACCGACCUGCUCACCGUUAUUGAGGAGUACAUCAGUUCCCAGGCGUACAUCCAGACGGUCUCGAACCCAUCUGGCGGUCUUUCGAGCGGGGGACUGGGUGAGCCGAAGUUCAAUGUUGAUGAGACAGCCUACACUGGUUCGUGGGGGCGUCCUCAACGCGAUGGUCCAGCUCUACGUGCUACUGCUUUGAUCGCAUUCGGACAGUGGUUGAUCAGCAACGGCUACACCUCUACGGCAGCCGACAUUGUCUGGCCGAUCGUGCGCAACGAUCUGUCCUACGUCGCACAGUACUGGAAUAGCUCUGGAUACGACCUCUGGGAAGAAGUCAACGGCGAAUCCUUCUUCACUACGGCUGUCCAACACCGCGCACUCGUCGAAGGCAGCAAAUUCGCCAGCCAGGUCGGAUCUUCCUGCUCGUAUUGCGAUUCUCAAGCGCCCCAAGUCCUCUGCUUCUUGCAGUCAUACUGGACGGGUUCCUACACCCUGGCCAACUUCGGUAGCAGCCGUACCGGUAAAGAUGCCAACACUCUCCUCGGCAGCAUCCACACGUUCGAUCCAGAGGCAGGGUGUGAUGACACGACAUUCCAACCUUGCUCGGCUCGUGCUCUGGCAAACCACAAGGUCGUGACAGACUCCUUCCGCUCCAUCUACACCGUCAAUUCAGGGAAGAGCGCUGGUCAAGCUGUUGCUGUUGGUCGGUACCCCGAGGACUCCUACUACAAUGGCAAUCCCUGGUAUCUCUGCACUAUGGCUGCCGCAGAACUGCUUUAUGAUGCACUCUAUCAGUGGAACAAGAUUGGCUCGUUGACAAUCAGCAGCACUUCGCUCAGCUUCUUCACUGAUUUGUACAGCUCUGCCGCUACUGGAACUUAUUCGUCGUCGAGUGCGACAUACUCUUCUAUUGUCAGUGCGGUCAAGACAUAUGCGGACGGAUACAUGAGCAUUGCGGAACAAUACGCCUACUCAAACGGUUCCAUGUCCGAGCAAUUCUCCAGAUCCAACGGUAGCCCUGUAUCCGCCCGUGACCUAACCUGGUCGUAUGCCGCUCUCCUCACUGCCAACAUGCGCCGCAACUCCGUCGUGCCUCCCGCAUGGGGCGAGACCUCCGCCAGCAGCGUCCCUGGAACCUGCGCUGCGACAUCCGCGACUGGUACGUACAGCACCGCGACAAACACCAACUGGCCGAGCACUUUGACAAGUGGAACUGGCGCAACUACGACGACUGCUGGUGGAACGACGACCAGCAAGACCACGACGACUACGUCGAAGACGACAACCACGUCCUGCACGACCCCGACCUCGGUCGCUGUCACCUUUGACGUAGUCGCAACUACAACCUACGGCGAGAACAUCAAUCUUGCUGGCUCUAUCUCCGCACUGGGCAAUUGGGAUACAGGCAGCGCUAUUGCGCUAAGUGCGGAUAAAUAUACUAGCUCAAACCACCUUUGGUAUGUCACUGUUAACCUGCCUGCCGGACAGGUGUUCCAAUACAAGUAUAUUCGGGUCGAGAGCGAUAGCUCGAUCCAGUGGGAGAGUGAUCCAAAUCGCUCGUAUACUGUGCCGGCUGCUUGUGCGACGACGGCUGUGACGAUUAGCGAUACUUGGCGGUGA